Molecule: messenger RNA, 893 nt
Organism: Chironomus riparius
Lineage: Eukaryota; Metazoa; Arthropoda; Insecta; Diptera; Chironomidae
Source: the annotation of a GenBank genome assembly
AGACAUUCGUAUUGUAAAGAUGGAAAAGUGGAGAGGAAAGUUUGCAGUUAUCACUGGAGCAUCAGCUGGCAUUGGUGAAGAAAUUGCAAAAGAUUUUCUCAAAAAUGGAAUAAAUGUUAUUGGAUUGGCACGACGACCUGAAUUAAUUUUACAAUACGGAGAGAAAAUUGUUGGCGAAGGUUAUGGAAAAGUUUAUGCACACAAAUGCGAUGUCACAAGUCUCGAAUCAAUAAAGGAUGCAUUUAAAUGGAUUGAGGAGCAAUUUGAGGUGAUUCAUAUCCUCGUCAAUAAUGCUGGAAUAUUAAAAAGUCUGAAAAUUCUUGGGGAUGAAGAUUGCGGUGACAAAAUCAAUGAAGUAAUUCAAACGAAUUUCAAUGGAUUAGUUCAUUGUAGCCAUGAAGCAUAUCGACUAAUAAAAAAGUCAGAAGAUUAUGGAUUCAUCAUCAAUAUCAACAGUAAUGCAGGUCAUCGGAUCUUUUUUCCUGCACCUGGCUUGUCACAUAAUGUUUAUCAUGGAACCAAGUUUGCUGUCACAGCCACAAGUGAGAUUAUGCGACAGGAAUUAAUCAUGCAAGAAAAUGAUAAAGUUCGGGUUACGAGCAUAUCACCUGGAGUUGUCAACACUGAACUCUUUGCAAAAGCUGGACAUGCAUCGCCAACAAACUUUUAUGGAAACGUUCCAUCAAUCAAGGCAGAAGAUGUGGCGAAUGCGGUAUCUUAUUUGCUUACUACUCCAUACUAUGUCAAUAUUACUGAGCUAACCAUCAAGCAUGUUAGUCAGAAGUUUUAGAGAAUAGACGAUAUUUUGUUUUCAGUAUUGAUGCAUUAAUUGAGGAAGUUAUGAUAUCGAAUGGAGAGACAAUAUGUUGAUAUUUGAGGUGGAACUGAUAACU